Messenger RNA from Paramecium sonneborni, 1065 nucleotides. NCBI's taxonomy places the organism in Eukaryota, Ciliophora, Oligohymenophorea, Peniculida, Parameciidae. The record is from the annotation of a GenBank genome assembly.
AUGAAAACAUAUGAAAUAAUAAUUACAACAGGGAAUUGUUUAUCCUUAUGUGGAGCAUGUGUGAUAUUUUUCUUAUUUUUUUAUUUUGAGAAAUUACGAUAAGGAUUUUUCUCACACGUAAUAAUAUAUAUAACGAUUGGAUCAUUAAUUCAAAUUAUAGGUAUACAAUUAUCCUCAAGUUUUAAAUUAUCAGAGUGCAAAGUAUCGGUGAGUAUAUUGAUAUAUGGUUCAUUGAUAAUGAUAUUUUGGAGUACUAUAAUGAUUUGGGCAUUGAAGUAGAAUUCGCAUUCUAUAUUAGAAAAUUAUUUAGUGUAUAUUUUAAUAAAGGAACUCUUUAAGAUUUAGAAAAUAUGCAUGAUUAAUUUAGAAACAAUGAAAUAAAGUUGUUACUUUGUUCUUUUGGUAUUCCAAUCCUCCUGGCAAUUUGGCCAGUAGUCUUGGAUGGAGCAACAUCAGAACAAUCAACAAAUAAUUUUUGUUAUUUAUAUACUACAUCAAGUUAAUCAGAGUCUGUAAGAAUUUAAGUAGAAAUCUCGAAGUUGAUAUCAUGGGAAAUACCUAUCAUAUUCUAUUUAAUAUACAGUUUAACAGUACUUUAUAAUAUAAAGAAAUUGUAAGUCAUUCCAUAAAAUUUUAAUAUAGUUAUGGAGAAAAUAUAGAUGAAACUUAUUUUAUUGAAAUCAAAAAAUUAGUUAAAAAAUUGUUAGCAUAUCCUAUUAUCACUAUUUUUAGUACUAUUCUAUUUACAAUCAUGGAUUUAGAAACAUUCUUCAAUGUAAAUGUAAUAUUAUUUUAAUAUUAAGAUAGGAAGCAUUCAAAGUACAAUCAGUUGGACUAUGCUAUCUUUAUGGGAAUUCUUCAAUUUUUUUGCUUAUAUUUCAUAAAAUAGUGUCCAAGAAGAACUAUUUAGAAGAAACUUUAAAGAAUAAGAAUGUAUUUUUAUUAAACAAUCUUAGUUUAGUACAUCCAUUAAUUUAAUAAGAUCCUGAAGACAGUAUUAAUGAAAGAGACUAUUUUUAUUAAGUUAAUUCCAAUAUGCAAGUUUCUGGUUAAUAAAUUAAUUGA